UGUUUCCACAAAAUUGGUGGGUCAACAUUCCUGAACGCACAGUUCGAAAGAUGGCCACGUCGGGCGUUGAAACUCUUUCACCUACCAAACAGUUUUUAUUAACUUACUUAAUGCCAGAGAAAUGCUAUGACAGGUUUUUUGUCGACAUAAACUUUAUGCACGUUCCGUGUCUGAAGAUCGUAUUGAGCAAGUUUGCAGGAGUAUGGAUUCUGCUUGGCGUCGUGCUAGCACAGAUACCGCAGGUGUGGACAGUGUGGAAGGCCGGGAAUGCGGAGGGCCUCAGCCUCACCUCGCUUCUUCUCCAGCUGUAUGUUUUAACGGAGCCUGUGGUUUACUGCAUGGCUAACAACUUCCCCGUCAGCGCCUGGAGUGAGAGAGUGUUCACCCUUCUCCAGACCCUUUCUCUGGUCUUCCUGCUCCUGCGCUACCGUGGGGACACGGCCAAAGGCCUGUUGGUGGUGGUGGCCUACUGUGGGGCGGUGCUCCUGCUGGCAUCCUCACUGACCCCUCCAUCCAUCCUCUCUGGGAUGCAGUCCUCCGUCAUAGGAGCUGUGGUUGCAAGCAAGGCAGUUCAGGUGUGGACUAACUACUGCAGUGGGACCACAGGUCAGCUGUCUGGUCUGGCUGUGUGUCUGGGGUUCACUGGCUCCCUCUCUCUCAUUUUCACCUCCCUGCAGGAGACAGGCCAGUCUCUCUCUACUCUGAGUCAUGCUCUGGCUUCCUGCCUCUGCUGCCUCCUGCUGGCUCAGAUCUGGUAUUACAGGUACCGGACCUUCAGUGUGAAGGAGAAGGAGGAGUAGACCUCAGCCAACACCAGCACUCAGAUGAGAAAUGAAACCUGGUACUUUAAGUCAUUCUUUUGUAUGCAUGUGUUGUUAUAUGUUGUCAGUGCGGUCGUUAUUAUUGGAGGUCAAGUUAUGACAGAUACCAUACAUGUAGCCCAGGCAAAUGUAGAGCCUUAUCCACCCAUACACACCCCUACCAUAUAUCUCUUCAUCUCUGUCUGUGUGGAAGGCAAUCUGGGGAACCUGAAUAACUCAUCUAAAGACAAGUUUUACUGUUUGUGACUUGAGUCAAUCUCCCAAUUUGAAGGGAUGUUUUCUGUGAGGAAUGUUCUUUUGUAUUGUCUGAAGUCUUCAGAACUCAAGAUUUAACUGUAUAAAACAACAUAGCCAAAUAAACUGAGCCAGUUUACAAACGGAAUUGGUCAACAAGAGUCUGAAUGAGACCCAAAUGUGUCUUUCAGAGUUGUGUGUGUGCGUGUAGUUGUCUUCUUGACCUAGAUUUUGUAGGGCCUGUGUUGUAUGAGGAGACAAAGAGCUGUAAAAGGGGGCAGGCAGUCCACACAUACACAUCAUUCGCUCAGGAGCAGAGUAAUGCUGCUGUGUAGAGUGUGUUGUGUGUUAAAAAGUUUGUGUUGUGCAUGUUGUUGACUUCUAUAAUGUAGGGUUGGAACUGUAUCGACAAGUCAUGCCAAGUUACACACACACACACACACCAUUCACUCAUCUAAGGUCUGGAUAACUUGGACUAAAGCUAUGGCUCCAAUCCAAGAUCCCACUAUCUACAUGGGAUAAGCUUUAGUUGGCAGCAGUAGUAGUAGAGAUUGUUCCAGACAAAACACAUCCCUCUAUCUCCUCAUCACACCUCCCCAGUGCCACACACGCAGUCAAACGGCUUCCAUCUUGUCAACCGUGACAGAAAACUGCCCCAGUCAUGGGUGACUGUUUACAGCUGGGAUCAAAUAUGCUGCCCAUCCAGCCCCCUCUUGUCACAUGGCAGUGAGGCGUAGCUUCCAGUCUGGGCUGCCCGCCUUCUCGCAUCAAACUGCCACAACAGACCUCAUGUUGUCCCCACCAUGUCAGUAGAAGUUGUAGGACUUGCUUGGCUGUUAAUUUAAUUUCCUCUCCGACACUAUGUAGAAAACCUGUCAAUAACCUAAAAAAAUGUGUAAUGCAUAAACUUCUUUAUUUUUAAAAUACCCUUUUACUAUAUAACAAUUUCUUUCUAGUGUUGCUGACUUUUUAUUUACAAAUGUAUUUUUUUAUUGUC
Molecule: messenger RNA, 2052 nt
Organism: Osmerus eperlanus (European smelt)
Lineage: Eukaryota; Metazoa; Chordata; Actinopteri; Osmeriformes; Osmeridae
Product: mannose-P-dolichol utilization defect 1 protein-like
Exons: 8
Coding region: 51-800 (249 amino acids)
Biological process (GO): oligosaccharide biosynthetic process
Source: RefSeq, a predicted model, not a curated record